AUGGAUGUGUGUCUGGAGAAACUGAGAAUCCUGUUGAAACAUCAACAACAACAACACCAGCAUCAACAAAAACAUCAUAGCAACAUCAACAACAACAGCCACAAUAGCAUCAGCAAACUCGAAAAAGCCGACAUCCUAGAACAGACGGUGACCUAUCUAAAUGACCUCAUUACCGAAUCGUCCAAUCAACGAUAUGUGGGCCAGGUCACGUGUUUGAAUGACGUCACCAGCUAUCUACGUCGCCAUGGCAACGAAUUAUGUCGUGAUGUCGCGGACAAGUUGUUGAGGAGGUUUUCGUGGGUUGAUGAACGAGCCUGUGUGGGUUUAUUAUACAACAUCAACAACAACAUCAACAACAACAUCAACAACAACAUCAACAACAACAUCAACAACAACAUCAACAACAACAUCAACAGCAACAACAACAACAACAACAUCAACAACAACAUCAACAACAAAAACAUCGUCAACAUCAACAACAACAUCAACAACAACAUCAACAGCAACAUCAUCUGUAAUAAAAAUACCAACACUCUUGCGAAUCGAAUACCAUUUAAAUAUAAAAAAAUCGUCUUCUUCGUCUUCAUCAUCAUCACAAUCAUCAUCAUCACUAUCGUCACCAUCAUCAUCAUCACCAUUGUCAUCAUCAUCAUCACAACCAUCAUCACAAUCAUCAACACUGGUAUGGCGGCCGUGGUUCGACUGAAACUGAACAACUUCACUUAUGAAGAUUACAUUUUUCUCAUAAAAUAA
Molecule: messenger RNA, 753 nt
Organism: Helobdella robusta
Lineage: Eukaryota; Metazoa; Annelida; Clitellata; Rhynchobdellida; Glossiphoniidae
Exons: 2
Coding region: 1-753 (250 amino acids)
Molecular function (GO): protein dimerization activity
Source: RefSeq, a predicted model, not a curated record